Molecule: messenger RNA, 2250 nt
Organism: Clarias gariepinus (North African catfish)
Lineage: Eukaryota; Metazoa; Chordata; Actinopteri; Siluriformes; Clariidae
Gene: wipf1a
Product: WAS/WASL interacting protein family, member 1a
Exons: 8
Coding region: 187-1785 (532 amino acids)
Molecular function (GO): actin binding
Source: RefSeq, a predicted model, not a curated record
CACACACACACACACACACACACAGACUUAGUAACUACAUUUACUGAUUGGUUGGCUGAAUCAGAGACAGGAAGUGCAAUGAAACAGUGUGCACGGCAGUGAUACUUACUUCUCUACAACUUCAACUUUGGGUGUGUGUGUGGAUAUUCAAGUACAGUGUGAGUAAGUGAACACGCUGGACAGAAUAUGCCUGGUCCUCCACCCCCACCAGCACCUCCUCCUCCAACCUUUGCUUUGGCUAAUACUGAGAAACCAUCCCUGUCCAGAAAUGAGCAACAAGGGAGAAAUGCUUUACUCUCAGAUAUUGGCAAGGGUGCUCGUCUAAAAAAAACUGUCACCAAUGACCGCAGUGCUCCAGUAUUCGAUAAGCCUAAAGGGGGUGGUGGUGGUGGUGGUGGUGGAGGAGGCGGAGCUUCAGGUGGACUUGGUGGCCUGUUCCAGGGUGGGAUGCCAAGACUAAAAUCUGGAGGAGGUGGCGCUGCGAGACCACCUAUGCCACCCAUUGGAGGGAGGUCCCCUGCACCUAGUGGGGGGGCACCUCCUCGUCCCCCUGACACUCCUUCUGGGCGACCAAACAUGAACAGAGGCCAUUGUCCACCCAUGCCUUCCUCUAAUCCUACCCCUCCACGCAGUUCACACACUGGUGGACCUCCACCUAUACCAGGAAGUCGAUUCCCAAGCUCACCUUCUACACCACCAACAAUGCCAGGUCGGCGCCCCAGCAAUCCUCCAAAUCCUCCCCCUGGCCGCCAAACAUCUUUUCCACCACCCCCUGUUCCUUCUAGUGCCAGACCAACUCCAAACGCAUUUUCCUCUGGAUCCUCUAAUGAUUUCCCUCCUCCACCACCAGCAGUGGGAGGUAACAGAUCAGCGUUACCGCCACCUCCUGUUCCAGCUAGUGCGCGGCCCCAUUUGUCCACAGGCAGCACAGAUGACUUCCCCCCUCCUCCACCAGCCAUGGGAGGACAUCGGUCAUCAUUACCUCCGGUUCCCCCUAGUAAUCAUGCUCCACUUCCUCCACCUCCUGAAUUAGAUGAUUUUCCUCCACCACCACCAUCUGUAGGAGGAAGUAGGAAAUCAUUUUCUGGUGAUGGGUCUUCUCUGCCACCACCACCCCCAUCUGGAAGUAAACCAGGACAAAGAUCUAUGGGAAGUGCCCCCCCACCACUUCCUUCUGGAAGAGGAGACUUGCCACCGCUACCCCCAACACCAGCAAGGGAGCCGCCCAGUACACUUCCUCAUAGAAAUUCCUUUAGUACCCCACCACCACCUGUCUCACGUCCUGGAGGGGCUGCGCCACCACCUCCACCCAGUUCAAGACCACCUCAAGCAGGAAAACCUUCAACUAUACGAUCUAGUCCUCUUCCACCUCCACCUACAGGAGACAGCAGGGGAGGUCCUCUUCCACCUCCCCCUGCAGGAGAUAGCAGAGGAGGUCCUCUUCCACCUCCCCCUGCAGGAGACAGCAGAGGAGGUCCUCCACCUCCUCCUAAUCACCCUGGUGGUAGUCGAGGAGGCCGACCUCCCCUUCCUCCAGAUAGGCCUGGGGCAGGAGGGUUCCCUCCCCCUCCCCCUUCUGUGGACAAUGGCUACCAGAGUUCACCUAAAAACAACACUGAUGAAUGGGGGAUGAGGUUUCCCUUCCAUACAAUUUCUGAGCUACCCCCACCUGAGCCAUAUAUUUCCGGCCCUAAGACGUACCCCAGCAAAUCUGGUAAGACAGAUGUCAAAGGAACAUUACCAAGGGAAAGAGGAGCUCCUCCACUGCCUCCAAUACCCAGAUAAAGAAAAACUAAAUUUUAGUUAUGCCACUGCUUUUUAUUAUUCAUUUCCUCAAAUUAAAUUUUAUGAAUGUUGCUGAGAGCUUUGAAUUUCAUAUGUGAGGUGAGGUGCUCUCUUUCACUCUCUCUCGCUUGCUCAUUUGCUCACACACGCACACACACACACACAUAAAUGUAUUACAUAUAAUUAAUAUGUAAUGUAUAGACAUUUAUUUCUUUAUAAUACUGAUGUAGGUGUAUCACAGUGCAAUGUAUUCAAAUUAUAUUUUGUAUGGUAGUUAUGUGGUGGCAUUUCUUUUUAUUUCUUUUUUUAAUAUACUGCAUUUUUAUUAAAGACUAAUGAAUAUGGAAAUAGUGUUUUAUGUUCUACUGUUAUUGCUGAGAAGGCUAAAAAGCACCUUUUAUAAGACAAGUUGGAUGAACAGUGCAGUAAAUGAAAUUAAAAUAAAGUACAUCUAAGCACUUUGAA